AUGUAUUUUUUCACUGAGAAAAUGCACAGUUUGAAGAUGGGCUUCCCUGACUACAUCCAAACAUUGGAAGAAGAACGCCGUAAGAUUCAGGUGUUCUCCAAAGAGCUACCUCUUUCCUUGGAACUGGUCACUCAAGCCAUUGAAGCUUGCAAGCAGCAAUUGUCUGGAACUGCGAGUGAGUAUAAUUUGAAUGGCCACUCGGAGUGUUCGGAGCAGACAACAUCAACGGAAGGGCCUGUUUUGGAGGAGUUUAUUCCAAUCAAGAAAAUGGCAUCAUCAUCCCCUUUUUGUGAUGAAGAGGAUGAGGAUGAUGAGCAACAUUCUCACAAGCAAAGGGUUUCAAAGGAAAAUAAUAACAGUGAUAAGAGGAAAUCCGACUGGCUUAGAUCUGUUCAGUUGUGGAAUCCAGAUCCCCCAGCUGAGGAGGAUGUGAAUAAGAAAGUGCCUGGAUUGGAAUUGAAGAGAAGUGGAAAUGGUGGUGGUGCUUUCCAGCCAUUCCACAAGGAAGAAAGAGGUGCAAAGACAAGUGAAUCAUUGAGUAAAGCACCCUCUUCAACCUCGGUAGCCGCCGCGAGUUCUAGCGCCGCAGAACCCGCAGCAGAAAAAUCUCUGAAUGAGGGACAGAGAAAGCAGCGCAGGUGCUGGUCACAGGACUUGCACAAGCGCUUCUUGCAUGCCCUUCAGCAGCUUGGGGGUGCAGAUACUGCCACACCAAAGCAAAUUAGAGAGAUAAUGAAUGUUGAUGGCCUCACAAAUGAUGAAGUCAAAAGCCAUUUGCAGAAAUACCGUUUGCACACUAGAAGGCCAAGUCCCAUGGUUCACAACAGUUCCAAUCCACAAGCAGCACCUUUUGUCCUUGUAGGAAACAUUUUUGUCCAAUCACCAGAAUAUGCAGCUGUAGCUACCUCAACAGCAUCAAGAGAAGUGGCCACAGUUGCAGCACCUGCUGGAAUUUAUGCACCAGUGGCCACACACCCUACACCUGUUUCACACCCACCAGCUGAUUCAAUUAAGAAUCCACAGUUUAAGAAGGUAAAGCUGUUUGAGCAUUCAAUUUCAGAUGAAAGGGCUAAUCACAGUGAAGGAGCUGUUCAUUCAAAUUCCCCUACCUCAUCCUCCUCCACACAUACCUCUACUUCCCUUGGCUAUUGAGUUUUAAGAUAUUGCACAAGUUUUGUAACCAAGUUGUUGUAGAAAGUCCUUAGAUAUUUUCUUAUGACUUUUUUUUUUACUAAAAAUGUUCUUUACUCCUGUUAUCUGGGAUUUAAAUCAUAGAGGUAAAAUACACAGAAGGUGACAGUUUUGAUGUCAAAUGAAGUCCCACCCUCUUGGCUGGUUACUAUGUUAUCUCCUUGGUACAGAAGGUGAACUGAAAUUUCGAAUUUUAAAAUUUGGAAGCAUGCUCAAUGUUUCAAUUGGUCCAGCUUCUCAAGAUUGUGACAAAUUAAAGUUACUGUUCUGACUUAGUCAUAUUCCUUACACCUUGGGUAAACUAUUAAUCACACCACUGUGUUAGUUGGGAAUUAAAAGUGGUCCACCUAAGCACCUACACUGUCUUGGUUGUUUGGUUGGAGUUAGAAUUAAUGGAUUAUAGUUGUAGCAUGAUGACUAUGAAGGAGGAUCUAAGAAUAUCCAAUGGAAUAUGCAAUGAACAGAACCUACAUAGGACAAAAAAAGAUGCAGACAUGUGUCAGUUGUGAAAAUGCCAAUUUCAGCAACUGUGAAUUACAAUAGUAUUUCUGAAGAGCUUCAUUAGUUUCAAAAACUGUCAGUUAUGAAACUAAUUAGAUUAUGACCAAAUGACUAUUGUGGAUUAUUAAAGAUUACAGCAGAGGUUAGGUUUUGCUGGAGGGUCCUCAUUAAUUUUUUUUCUGUCCUUGUCUCUUUCCUUUUGGUUGAGAGUGGCCCCAAAUGAACUUGCAAGUUGCACAAGAGAUUACCAAAUAAAUACAAGCAUUGGAAAUUUGCACA
This is a messenger RNA of Glycine soja, 1971 nucleotides long. Its product is annotated as transcription factor HHO3-like. Gene Ontology annotation, biological process: regulation of DNA-templated transcription. Gene Ontology annotation, molecular function: DNA binding; DNA-binding transcription factor activity. The record is from RefSeq and is a predicted model, not a curated record. Bases 1 to 1152 code for a protein of 383 amino acids. NCBI's taxonomy places the organism in Eukaryota, Viridiplantae, Streptophyta, Magnoliopsida, Fabales, Fabaceae. The transcript is spliced from 5 exons.